AUGGACCAGUACUGCAUCCUGGGUCGCAUAGGGGAGGGUGCCCACGGCAUUGUCUUCAAAGCCAAACACGUGGAGACCGGGGAGAUAGUUGCCCUCAAGAAGGUGGCCCUGAGGCGGCUGGAGGAUGGCAUCCCCAACCAGGCCCUGCGGGAGAUCAAGGCUCUGCAGGAGAUCGAGGACAAUCAGUAUCUUAAGAUAGCAGAUUUCGGCCUGGCCCGGGUCUUUUCCCCAGAUGGCAACCGCCUCUAUACCCACCACGUGGCUACCAGAUGGUACCGGGCCCCCGAGCUCCUGUAUGGUGCCCGUCAGUAUGACCAGGGUGUUGACCUGUGGGCCGUGGGCUGCAUCAUGGGAGAACUACUGAAUGGGUCCCCCCUUUUCCCUGGGGAGAACGACAUCGAGCAGCUUUGUUGUGUGCUUCGCAUUUUGGGCACCCCCAGUCCUCAAGUCUGGCCGGCCCUCCUGCACCAGUACUUCUUCACAGCUCCCCUGCCUGCCCACCCCUCGGAGCUACCAAUUCCCCAGCGCCCAGGGGGACCUGCCCCCAAGGCCCACCCAGGACCCCCUCAUGUCCAUGACUUCCACGUGGACUGGCCUCUUGAAGACUCGUUGUUGAACCCGGAGCUGAUUCGGCCCUUUAUCCCAGAGGGAUGA
Molecule: messenger RNA, 654 nt
Organism: Trichechus manatus latirostris (Florida manatee)
Lineage: Eukaryota; Metazoa; Chordata; Mammalia; Sirenia; Trichechidae
Gene: CDK20
Product: cyclin dependent kinase 20
Exons: 6
Coding region: 1-654 (217 amino acids)
Biological process (GO): protein phosphorylation
Cellular component (GO): nucleus
Molecular function (GO): ATP binding; protein serine/threonine kinase activity
Source: RefSeq, a predicted model, not a curated record